Pelobates fuscus (common spadefoot toad) is the source of this 1963-nucleotide messenger RNA. It is a transcript of the gene KRT222, whose product is annotated as keratin 222. The record is from RefSeq and is a predicted model, not a curated record. NCBI's taxonomy places the organism in Eukaryota, Metazoa, Chordata, Amphibia, Anura, Pelobatidae. The coding region runs from base 166 to 1755 and encodes 529 amino acids. The transcript is spliced from 12 exons.
ACAAGCUGCUCUUUUCAGGAAACGUAAGCUUUUCAUAGUGUCCAGCGUGGCAGGUCUCUGAAGAAACAUGUAAAUAUCUUCAUAUCUUUACUCCAGAAUUUUCUUUGAGGAGCAGAAUCCGAGGAACCUUCACACAUGAAAUUCUGGUCCUCAGUUACCUAGGUUAUGGAUGCGAAGAAUUUAACAAUGGACAAAACAAUGUUUUCGGAAUUUGAAGGAGAGUAUUCCGAUCAUAAAGCCACAAUGAAACACCUUAAUGAGAGACUGGCGGAAUUUAUAAAGCACUGUAAUGAAUUGGAAGAGUCAAACAUUGUACUACAAAAGCAGAUUGACGAGCAUUUACAAUCAGCCCCUCCAGACAUAUCCCAGUGGAAGGAGAAAUUGGAAGAGGUUCAUAACCUGCUACAUGCUAUAUAUGAAAUGAAGAUGGGAAAUGAAUGCACUGCCUUGGAAAUUGACAAUCAGAGGAUAAAUCUGACUGUUCUCAAAUCAAGGCUUAGAGAAGAAAUCCAUUUCCAAAAACAACGUGCAAUGAAAAACAAAUUUUUAGAAACAAUGGCAAUUGAAUGGCGGGAUGAUAUUACAGAAUUACAGUUUAUUAUAAAGGAUAAGGAGGAAGAAAAGAGAGAUUUAACAUUAAGUCAUGAGCAGGCAGUGGAGUCUGUGCAGCAGUUAAUACAUCCUAUCGAUGAUAUUCAGAUUGCCACGGUGGAGGAUGGGAGCAGGAUGGAACUCUCCCAGCUGCUCAAUGAAAUCAGAACGUACUAUGAGACUCUCAUCAGCACCAGUCAGAUACACAGCAACGAUCUUUCAACCAGGACCCAGCUAGAAGAGGAGGCCAGAAAGAAAAUGGAGAAAGAUGAAGAGGAACUCAGGGAAGCGCGAGCUAAUCUCACCGAAGCAAGACGACAGUGGAAAAACCUCCAGGCAGAAAUUGACUCUCUCCAAAUGUUUGAAAGGCAACUGAAACACACCCUGCACGCUACCGAACAGCAACACAAGAAGCAACUAGAGAGCUUGUCAGCUGUGAUUGUGAAUUUAGAGCACGAGUUACAGGAGGUGAGAGAUGGGGUACGAUCCCAGCUCCAAAAGCACAGGAUACUCCUGAAUACCAAUAUGCGGCUGGAACAAGAAAUCUCUGCUUAUAGGUGUCUGUUGGAAAAAGAGGAAUCCAGGAUAUAUGGUACUAAAUAUCUUCAGGAACAAAAAUCAUUUACAAGCAAAACAGGAUUUUCUUUGCCUGCAGAAAAUGGAUACCAGCUUCCUGAUAGAAAGGCCACUCAGUUUUAUGGGACCCAGAACGGAAUUGAAAGAAAAAAGCUACUUGCAGAUACAGCUGUUGUCAAGCAAUCCUUACAGAAACAUUUUGAAACAAUGCCAGUGGAAGAGCAGAACGGCCUCAUCGAGUACACAAAUCGUAAGGAGUACAAAAACUCAAGUGUACAGAAAUGCACUGUGGUUAAUCAAAAACACAGAACAAAGCAGGCAAUAUUUAAUGGAAAUAUUGCAGAGGAAGGUGCCGAAGCCAGCGGCAGAAUUCAAUCGGAGAAAGUUGAUGAAAUUAUUAAAGAGUGGGAAGGUUCAUUUUUCAAGGACAAUCCCAAAUUAAGAAAAAAAUCGGUAUCUUUGAGGUUUGAUCUCCACCUGGCUGCUGCAGAUGAAGCAUGUGUGGAAACCAAACCAGAUGAACUACCCGACAUAGAGGUCCGGUUAAUAAUGAAAAGAUCCUGUAGCAUUCCAUCAAUGAGUCCAUGAGUGAUCUACAACUAUACCAUGAAUAUUACAUUAAAAAGAAAUUAACAUCAUAACAUUUUAGAAUAAGGAGUCAUUUUAAUAAGAAUGAUAGAAACCAUAAUCUGCUUAAAUAUCUUAGGUAAACCCUAAAUAUUACAUUAAAUUAGAAAGACUGCUUUGAAGCAGUGAUGAUUUACUUAACUCUAGGUUCACUUUUGACCAAAAGUUA